Linum trigynum is the source of this 2000-nucleotide messenger RNA. Lineage: Eukaryota; Viridiplantae; Streptophyta; Magnoliopsida; Malpighiales; Linaceae. The record is from the annotation of a GenBank genome assembly.
UUUACUUCACAAUCGUCCAGCGGGCCGGGCUCGAAGCUAUCUUUAGAUACCAAGAAUAUCAAACAGUCUUUUAAAAAGCCCAACUAAAAGCUACUCUUAGGCCUUAGCUCACAAUCGGCUAAUGCCUAAUGGGCCGGGCUCGAAGCCUGGAAGCUAGCUUUAAUUACCAAGAAUAUCAAACCUCUUUUUAAAAGUUCCUCGGCGACCAACAAAUCAAACCAAUCAAAGCUUGUUCCACAUCAUUAUCUACCCGCCCAUUGGUUCAUUGGAGACACGUCAUCCUCCCACGGUACUCCUCCGCCAAUCCAGAAACUUCCCUCCCUCAUAUGCCGCACGUUUAAUUGAUCUCUUCCUCGCUCGCACCCCUAUUUCCCUAGCGAACAACAGGGAGAAAGAUAAUCUUAACCUUGAAAAAAAAAAGAGAGAAACAAAUUAACCUCACUACACCCAAUCUCCUCCUUGAUCUCUCGCGUAGCUGGUUGCUUCUCUCUCGCCGACGACGGCGCUGGUCUGCCGUUCUUUCCCGUUUCGCGAUUAUGGCUCAGAAGGCUCUGCCUGUCCUCGCUCUACUCACGAUUCUUCUGUCGCUCUUCUCCGCCGCCUCCUCCUCUUCUCCGGAAUUCCAUCGCCCUCAGUAUCCGAAACCCAUCUCCGAUUUGAAAGAUGCGGUGGUGAAAGGGUUAGGGUUACACGCCGACGAUUUCAAGAUCUCGGGGUUCGAUUUGAAGGAUGCGCUUGUGGGGCACUCCGUGGCUUACGAAUUCGACGUCGAGAUUGACAGCCAAGCGAUCCCGUUCAAGCUGUUGGAAGAUGUGAAUCGGUGGGAGUACGUCGACUUGCCUAUGUUUAGGAUGGAGGAAGAUGAGAAUGCCGUGGCAGAGAAAAGAAAUGGGAACCCUUUGCCGGUAUUGGCCCCGUUCCAGCUUGCUGGUCCCAUGGAGAUUUGGAUUCAGGAUGCCAAGGAUAUGCGCCUCUCUUUACCGCAUGAUGUGGAUGCUGGAGUGUUGAAGAAAGUAAUAUUAGCAGAUGGUGCUGUUGUCACAGUGAAGGGUGCAAGAUCAGUUAGCUUACGCCACCCGAUUGAUCUACCACUGCCCCUCAACAGGACUGAGAAUGGUUUUGCUGCGGGUCUUCUUUCUCUUGCAGAGCAGCUACGGCAGACAUCCCGAGCUGAGGGUGCUCCUCUCCUUUCUCUGCGAAUUGUAGGUCCCACCAACUUGGAAUCCCCAACCUCCACUACACCAUCAUCUAGUAACAAGCUCAAGCUCAAGCGGCUCGGCCCAGGCCUAGUGGAGUUAUCGUCUCCCAUGAUGUUCAAUGCUCUAUCUACAGAUGAUCUUGAAGAAGCUGCUACCACUGUUUUGACUCCCAAACAUUUCUCCACAAUGUGGCCUCUCGCUUCAUUGAAUGGUUCCCACGCUAAUUUAGUUGGCUUUGAGAAACUGCUCGCCUCUGUGCUGGGUGCCAAGGCCAAUGAGAAGGGUUCCUUCAAGCUGUUGAAGGCUGAUGUUUCGGCACAGACCUAUGUGAAGAUAGGUUUCGGUGUAGAGAAGAAACUGAAAGAAGGAGAUGGAAUUGUUCUAGAGGGGUUUGCAGACUGGAGGACCAAGCCAGAGUCAGUAAGGAUGCAUUUCGAGGUGCUGGCCAAAGUUGACGGCCAGAAGGUUAUACCGGAGAGAGUGGUGCAGCUGAACCCAGUCACCAUUGAAGAUACCGUAGCACAUAAUGUACUAGCAGGAAACAUAACCAUGUCUAAGGUUCCAACUGUUUACACGCCCUCCAAUCCCUUCACUCUGUGAACCGGUGAAGUACGUGCAUGCCGAAUUGAGUUUUGCUGGAAGCUGUUUGUAAAGUUGUCAUCUUUUUCCCUCUUCUGUUUGUUACCUUUUCAACUCCGGUUUGAUUAUACCUAGAUAUGUAUACUGUAAAUGUAAUACUGGUGCAUGAACUAUUUGCAGAAAAGAAUCUACCAUUUGAUCUAAUGAAAAAGAAUCUCUCUU